AUGCGUCGCGCGCGCGCCGAAGACGUCGCCGAGCGCGCGCUGCGAGAGGUCGCGUCGCGCGCGCGCGCGCUGAGCCCGCGAUCGAGGCACGCGGCGAUGCUAAGCGCGUACGACGAGUGGUUCAAGGGGCCGAAUGCGAAACGGCGACGCGGCGAAGCGCUGAGAGACGCGCCGUUCGCGGAGACGGACGCGGACGCGCUCGCGAGGGAGCACAGGUUCGUACGCGACGACGAUGAGGAUGGUCGACGACGGGGGGAGUGGGGGGUGAGAUUGGCGCGAAGGUACCACGACGCGUUGUUCAAGACGUUUGGCGCGGCAACAGCGGCAGCAUUAGCAGCAUCGAGCCAUCGAGCCUCUCGUCGACGUACUCGCGACACAGUCGUCGUAUUCCGAGAGGAGUUUCGCUAUACUUUAGCGGCUAACAGAACGGUUGGCCUUUGA
This is a messenger RNA of Ostreococcus tauri, 441 nucleotides long. Its product is annotated as Folate-sensitive fragile site protein Fra10Ac1. NCBI's taxonomy places the organism in Eukaryota, Viridiplantae, Chlorophyta, Mamiellophyceae, Mamiellales, Bathycoccaceae. The coding region runs from base 1 to 441 and encodes 146 amino acids. The transcript has a single exon. The record is from RefSeq and is a predicted model, not a curated record.